AUGCUUGACAGAACCCGCUGGCCAGUUGGUAUAUAUAAUCUUCCGCCCAGAACUGGAACGCUAACAGACGUGGAAGAUUCUGAUAGUGAUUUCUUCGGUCUUUCUAUCCUUGAGGCAUCAAAAAUCCCCUGCAUGCUACGUCUGUUGCUCCAAGUGAUUUAUGAGUGCAUUAUAGAUUCUGGAAUUCCACGGAAAACACUAAGCAAGUCACGAACUGGAUUAUACUUGGCAAUUAACUUUUGUGAAGACCAAGAAAUUAACAGAGGAUUUGACAACUCCCUUUACAGUGAUUCUCUCCUGAGCCGAAUCUAUGCCAAAAUAGACAACGUCGUGUGCUUGUCUGAUGGUUAUAAAGAGCGUGGCUUGGUUGGUUUACUGAAAUGCGUGCUUUCAAUCCAUCACGGUGUGAUACCGCCAAACGUGAACCUUACGUCGCCGCAUCCUCUCCUCACUGAAUCAAAACCUUGGGCAAAAGUUGUAACACAAGAAACCAAACUGCCAGAUAUGGUUGUAGAUAUAAAGAGUAGAACUGGCGACAGUACAAUCUGGCUCAUCCUCAACGACAUCCUCUUCGCUGAUCAAUCAAUGUUUAACGAAGACUUGCUUCAGAUAGAGUUCGUCAAUAGAUCCUUUGACAAAUACCAAUCUAUUUUAUGCUCAAAAGGCAGUGAUGUAUUCCUCUCUAAGAUCUUUUCAACGGAAGAGCGCAAACGUCGAUUUAAAGACCAAUUUUUCUUAAGUGCUGCAACUUUGAUUGAUUUUAAAGAGGCUCCUUUCGAUCAGAGAUCAUUUGCUGUAAGAAGUGUUGAUCUACCAAAACUUUACCCAAGAGCCACUCCAGUAGCUAUUGUGAGUGAAUUUAUUUCCUACAUCAAUAUUCCCAAAGACGACGAAGAAUCUUUGAAGACUAUAUGCACAUCUGAUGGCUUGCAUAAAGAGGUUUUCCCGCCAAUCCCAAACUAUUGGCAACAGGAAUUGGAUGAAACUUUCACUCUACAAUUGAAAAGCAUUUUGCGUCCAAAAGAAAGAUCUCGAUGUCUGAUAUCUACUUCAGUUUUUUCUUUCUUUCAGAUCGGGGCGCUGGACUGUCAACAAUUUGGAUUUAACUACGUUCAUCAUUUGCUGACACAUCCAGUCGACCUUUCUUUGGCCAAGGUUCCCAAACACAGUGAUAUAUUUCUUAUCAAUGGCGAUAAACAAACAGGACGUCUACUUCUGAUAUCUGAAACUAUGGAAUUUACUUACUGCCAUCCAGAUUGUUCUUCUGUAUUGUGUACACUUGGAAACUUGCAUCUGUUGACUGACAACAUUGAUGUAGCCAAAGUAAAUCCUGACGUAUUUCCUUUGGAUCACACAACUCCGCCUAUUGGUCACCUCAUCACUUGGAAUCAUGAAUAUUGGCCAAUUCCUGAAUGGCAACGUUACUGCACACCUAUAAGAAACCAACUUAUAACGGAAUAUCCAGUCGAGUCCCAUGAUAGACACGCACCAAUACCAAUUUUGAUUGCAAACGUCGUUGAAAUCCUUCAGAAGCCGAUGUGUGCUGUUGCUGUCGAAAUCACCUACAUUGUAGAAAUUACCCGACAAAUGAUCGAUGGUGCCUUAAUUGGAAUCCAUGAAGGAAUGCACAAAAUCACCGGCUACACAAAUUAUGAAGAAUUAUUCCUUGGUUUCUUCAAACAAAUGGAAAAACUCCCUGAAAACCUUAUCCUUGAUGAUAAAACCGAAAAAAGCCUGAGCACUGUCAUUACCUGUGAUGGAAGUGUCAUAGACUUUAUAAAUACAACCUACAACUUUGGUAGUAUGAAAUUCAACACUGUACCCUAUGCCUUUUUAUAUGAUGAAAGAUACCAUAACAGCUUGAUUACUGCCAGAAACACUCUCAAUAUAAAUAUUGAAUAUGAGACAGGAAUCUGUCAGGCUGGUGGAUUUGUAUUAAAAUUUCUACCAAAGCAAAUCUCUGAAACACCAACUAAAGAGAAUCUGCUCAACAUAUUGGUGACAUACUUUUUGUUAUAUGAUAUAUCUCAGCAAACAGAAGCUUAUGUAAUAAUCUAUACUGGCUGCAAUCAAAAUGAAACUCAACAUUAUAUAGGAGUUUGCCUACUUGCUGAUAAAUACAAAUUUGUUCAAAAGCAAAUCAAAGUUCCUAGAAAGCUACAAAUGGAAGAUGUUUCAAAAGUGUUUCCUUACAUAAUUUCCCAUUAUUUGCUGACUGAAGUUCUGUCACUGAACAAGAAAAAAACUCUUGUGAUCCAUCCACAAUAUGACUCACUGUCCAUGUUCCUAGCAAUGGUUGCCAAAGACCUGUGUCAACAGGUCUUCGUUUGUUGUUGGGGUGAAGAGAUUGCAAGUGACCUUCAAGCAAUUAUACCUGAAGUGACUGUACUUUCAGCACAAAACACAAACUAUGUGCUAUCUUUGUCAAAGGGACGAGGAUUUGAUGCAGCUAUUAAGCUACGGGGUUCAGAUCUCAGCAAGUCAUUCUUGUCAUUGGCUGAUCAUGGUCACAUGGUACUCUGUGGUAAACCAAAUCUCUUUGAAGAUCUGAAACUUGGUAUUUUUCUCAACAAUAUCACUUUCAAAGUAACAGAACCAUUAAAUGCUGUCAUCAGCUUUCUUUCAAGUCAUGAAUCUUGGGAAGAAAAACUGAUGGCAGUAAUUUCUUCUGAGAGGUUCAAUGAGAAUUCUGAACUGAACAAGAUAAGGCUUUCAACUCUAAUUCCUUACCUGAACUUGAAAACUGUGGCUCUGCCUUCUCCUCCUCUAUCAACUGAUGAUGAAAAAUUUAUAAAUAAUGUGGUUGUUACUCUAGAUAAUAUCUUAAAGAAAAUCUUCCGUGUGCAAUCUGAGGAUGUUUUUGAAUCCUUUCAAACAACUGAGCAUAAAUCAGUUUCUGAUGUGACCAUUUUAAGUCCCGUGUUUGCAACAUGGGAUAGUUCAACACCAGAAAGCUCUCCAGUCCAGUAUAUAAAGUCUCCAAAGCUUUCCAUAAAGAAAUCUGCUCCCUGUCGAACUCUUUCUACUUCAUUAGAUAGAAUUUCUCGAGAAAAUGAGUCUCUUUUUGUCUUGACUCCACCAAGGAACGUCUCCUCUUCAAAAAUAAAAGAAUUUAUAAAGGCUGAAGAAGUUCUCAUACCAUUGAAUUCUAUCAAAACUGCAGACUGUCCCCUUAUCAUUGUUCAUCCAAUUACAGCAUUGCUUGCAAAGUUUCCAGAAGGUCCUUACAGACUUGCAGGAUAUUCUUUUGGUGCUUGUGUAGCAUUGGAAAUGGCUUUACAAAUGCAAUCGCAUCUAAAGGUUGAGUUACUGCUGAUGUUGGAUGGCUCUCCUAAAUAUGUUAACAACCACUGUGAAUAUAUCAAAGAAGAAAUAUCUGAAAUCACUGCUAGUAAAUCAAAGGAAGAAUUGCAAGAAAUUGGCUACAUGGUAAGCUUUAUAGAAAUGUACAAAUCAAUGGACAAAGAGCUUAGAGCUCUUGUUUAUUCUUCACUCCUUCAGCUGAACAGCAAGGAAGACAGGAUUGUUUUCCUUUUAGACUAUCUACAUGGCAAAGCUGUCCAAAGCCCUGGGCCAGCAAGGAUUAAUUGGCUAACAGCAUCUUUCAAGACUUUGCAUAAGACCAAACAAAGUCCUGAUCUUGUGUCUACAACAACAGAAGUAAUAAGAGCACACCUCGUGUACAUCUAUCUAUCUAUCUAUCUAUCUAUCUAUCUAUCUAUCUAUCUAUCUAUCUAUCUCUCUCUCUCUCUCUCUAUAUAUAUAUAUAUAUAUAUAUAUAUAUAA
Acanthosepion pharaonis is the source of this 3786-nucleotide messenger RNA. NCBI's taxonomy places the organism in Eukaryota, Metazoa, Mollusca, Cephalopoda, Sepiida, Sepiidae. The record is from the annotation of a GenBank genome assembly.